GGCGCGGGUGCACUGAGAGCAAGCCGCUUCUGUUACUGAGAGAAUAAAAACGGGCAAUGGAUUUCGUUCAGAUGUGCCCGAGGGGGGGCCUCGCGAACCGCUUUGAUAUUCACAUUUACGCAAGUAUUAGCUACCUUUUUUUACUUGUAGGCUUAGAUUCUCUAUUUUGAAUUCAACAUUAUUAUUAUCAAUAAGAAUAUUUUUUAUCAUUAUCAUGCCACAAAUAAUUACGGGCGGUACGCACGCACGCCCCAAUGUUUUUGGUCAUUCAAAAGUUUUACAUUUCACGUCAGUACCACGAAAUUUGGAAUACAGAGAAGUUGAACUGACAAGGUGCUUGUAGGCUACUGACAAAAAACAAACACGUACUAAAAGCCGCUAUGAUGAGGGAAAACAGAAAUAAUAACACAUACUCCGAUGGAUAUCAUACAGCAGAACAACAACACACUCUGUCAUUUAGCAGAACCACAUGCUUGUAAGUGUACUCGCGCAACGGGACUCCGUGGAUAGGACCACGCUGGCAACAGUAGCAGUUGCGUUGUUUAUUUUACAAAACAAUGAAAACUUAGUCCAAAACAAAUAACUUAUUUCAGAUCCUGUGCUCGCGUUUUACAUGCAUAUGACAGUUUGUUGUACAAUGUCUUGUUUGGAAUCUUACAUCCAAUAACGAACUGGUCCUGGUUUUAUACCUCAUCAUGUGUAAAACUCUGGUUUGCAGUGGAAAGACGCAAAUUCUUUUCGACUAUGUCUACUUUGCGUGCUCACUAUAGGCUAUCGUCCACGUAUCGUUCUAGGGGUGGAGAAGGUUCAAGCUAGGCGCAGUAUUCAGUGUUUUCCCCCGAACAAACGCGUGCCUAUAAAGUAAAGAGAUUCUAACUUUUUGGAAUACAGCGAACGAUGUUUUCGGAAGAGACAAAUCAAAACUAUAGCUCCAACGCAAGCGGACAGGACCCAUUCGCUUUGCAGGAUCAGGGAAGGAACGACACGCUCUCGAGGACGGGGCACAACGUGGUAUCCGUGUUUUUGGGAUGUAUCAUGAUUUUUGGUUUCCUCAACAACCUGAUCGUUCUGAUCCUGUUCUGCAAGUUCAAGACUUUGCGGACCCCGGUGAACAUGCUUCUCCUCAACAUCAGCGUGAGUGACAUGCUGGUGUGCCUUUUCGGCACGACCCUCAGCUUCGCCUCCAGCGUUCGGGGACAGUGGUUGGCCGGGGCGCACGGUUGCAUGUGGUACGGCUUCAUCAAUUCAUGCUUCGGAAUCGUGUCGUUGAUCUCGCUUGCCGUGCUCUCCUACGAUCGCUACAGCACGCUGACCGUGUACAAGCGGGCCCCCAACUACCGCAAGCCCCUCCUGGCGGUGGGCGGGUCGUGGCUGUACUCGCUGCUCUGGACAGUGCCCCCCCUGCUGGGCUGGAGUAGUUACGGUCUGGAGGGGGCGGGGACGAGCUGCUCGGUGACGUGGACCGAGCGAACGGCGAGGUCCCACUCCUACAUCAUCUGCCUGUUCAUCUUCUGCCUCGUCCUGCCUGUCACGGCCAUGGUGUACUGCUACGGCCGGCUGCUGUACACCGUCAAGCAGGUGGGGAAGAUCCGGAGGACGGCCGCUCGGAGGCGAGAGUACCACAUCCUGACCAUGGUGAUCGCCACCGUGGUCUGCUUCCUGCUGUGCUGGGUGCCCUACGGAGUCGUGGCGCUGAUGGCGACCUUCGGGCCGCCGGGCAUCAUCUCGCCCAUCGCCAGCGUGGUGCCCUCCCUCCUGGCCAAGAGCAGCACCGUCAUCAACCCCCUCAUUUACAUCCUCAUGAACAAGCAGGUGAGCUUCGCGCUGCCCCGAGACUCCUCUGGUGCAUCGUGGGAAAUGAAGUCCAGUCCCCGCAGGGGCUGCUCGAUUGUGAUCUUUACCCCCCGAGCCGCCAGAAGAGCAGAGCCGGAUAAAUCAGACUCCUUCCUCGUGCGCCGGUAG
Anguilla rostrata (American eel) is the source of this 1962-nucleotide messenger RNA. RefSeq names its product opsin-3-like. NCBI's taxonomy places the organism in Eukaryota, Metazoa, Chordata, Actinopteri, Anguilliformes, Anguillidae. Gene Ontology annotation, molecular function: G protein-coupled photoreceptor activity. The record is from RefSeq and is a predicted model, not a curated record. Bases 898 to 1962 code for a protein of 354 amino acids. Gene Ontology annotation, cellular component: plasma membrane; photoreceptor outer segment. The transcript is spliced from 4 exons. Gene Ontology annotation, biological process: cellular response to light stimulus; G protein-coupled receptor signaling pathway; visual perception.